AUGGAUCCUGCCUUAACAAAAAAAACCUUAGAAAAAGACCUUGAUCAAGUGAAGUCUUCUUUCAAGAGAAAAACAUUUGAAGCUGUUUCGGCUGAAGCUAAAGAGCAGUCAAAUUUAUUAAAUAACGCCACGUUGGAAAUUGCCAUCACAGGAAGAUCUGGUGCCGGGAAAUCAUCUUUUGUCAAUGCUCUGCGGGGAAUGAAAGACCAUGAAAAGGGUGCAGCUCUGACAGGGCUGAGAGAAACAACAAUGGUGCCACAAGAAUAUACACACCCUGCAUUCCCCAAAGUCAAAAUUUGGGAUCUACCAGGACUUGGAAAAAAUGAAUUUAAUGCAGAGGAAUACCUAAAGAAGGUCAAUUUCAGCAAGUAUGAUUUUUUCAUCAUCAUCGCCUCAGAUCGCUUCACUAUACAUGAAACCAAUUUGGCUCUUGAGAUCCGUAAAAAUAAGAAGAAAUUCUACUAUGUGCGCAGCAAAGUGGAUAUUGAUAUAGAAAACUACAGGCGGUCAAAACGCAUCAAUGUGGAGGACACCCAUGAGAAGAUGCAGGCUGAGAAGAAGACUCUUGACAUUAUACGGAAAGAUAGCUAUGAUAAUUUGAAGGCAUUAGGUGAGGCUUCUCCAAGGGUCUUUCUAAUAUCCAGUUGGGAUUUUGGCAGGUAUGAUUUCCCCCGGCUUCAAGAGACCUUUGAAAAGGAACAGGAUGAAAUCAAGAGAGAUGUUUUAAUUAUGUCUCUUCCAAUUUUAACAAAAGAUAGCAUUACAAAGAAAAAGGCUACUAUGGAGAGCCUGAUAUGGAAAAAAGCCAUGUUGAGUUGUUCUGUUGGGUUGAUUCCUCUCCCAUUCCUCGCGCUUGGUUGUGACAUUGCCAUUGUCGCUGUGACCAUGAGGGAUAUCUGCAAAGUUUUUGGCUUGGAUGAAGAUUCCCUCAAUAUACUAGCAAAUCGUGUGGGGAAACCUGUUGAGGAGUUGAAAUCUGUUAUUGAACAUACCCCAAGCACCAGUAAUAUCACGAAAGAAUUCGUCAUGGAUAUCUUGAAGAGGUCAGCAAUAUGGGGAACAAUCAGAGUGGUAGAGCUGGUUCUGGAUUUCAUACCUGUGUUGGGGUCUCUCUAUGGUGGGGGCAGUUCUUUUGCUACCACAUUCUACUUGCUGAAGAAUUUCCUGGAAAACGCUGUGAAAGAUGCAGAGAAAGUUCUGGCAAAGGCUGCUGAGCCCAAGAGACGCAAGUAAACAGCCAAUACAUCUACUUGGGAAGAGACAUCCAGGUACAACAUGCAUAAUCUCAUCUUUCUACCACAGCAUCAACCAAUUGCUUUCUUCACAAGUUCUACUUCCGGUCUUGCAACAUGGCAUCCUAGCAUGCUCCCUUUAUUACUCUUCAGCUCAGCACUCGUAGGGUUGCCAUAUUUCAAAAAGUGAAAAUCUGGAGACAAAAGUUGUUGAGCUUUUCGCUUAUGGGGGGGGGCAAAGUUAUAGAGAUGGGGAGGGCAAAGUUGAUGAGCUUUUUUUGGCAAAAUCUCCCCAAAACAAAAGAAGUUCUUGAGCUAUUUUAAAGGAAAUCUACCCCAAAAAAUCAACACUUCUGACAUUUCACAAACAUUUUUACCAAUUUUCAAGAAUUCUGCCUGGACACUACUUCCAACGGAUGAAUCCCAGACAUAUGGCAGCCCUAUUGUAACAACGCUUAAUCAGUAGCCUGCCUGGACAAUUUUUAUCCAGUUUAGAGGUUUCUUAUCUCCUACCUGUCUGUGUUAAAAUGACAGAUGUCUCCUCCUCCGACAUGCAGCAAAUUUGCAGCAGGAAAACAUAAAGAAUGGAGAAAAGAAGAGAAGAGAAAUGGCUUCAGAGAGUUCUAUUGCUGAUACGCCUAAGUAAAUUGUGAUGCAGAAUUAAUAUCUGAGGGAUAAAUUAUCAAAGUUGAAUCUUAAAAUUACAGCCCUGGAUCAAAAAGUUACCGAUCUUGAUGAGGAGAUAUCAAAAUCUGAAGCAGUUGAAAUUAAACAAGAUCUAACCCAGAUAUCUUCUUGGGUGGGAUCCUGCGAGACAUGCUUAUCCAUGCAAAAAUAUACUAUAUAGUUUUGUAGCCUUUAGUAUAUUUUGUGGUUAUUUUGUUAUUGCUGCUUUUAAAAAUGUUUUAAUGUAUUCUCUUCCUCCUUUGAUUUCUAUUAUUUCCUUUUCCCUUAUUGACUUAAUCUCAAUGAAAUAAUAAAUAUUAAAAUUAUGAGAAAUGUUUUUUUUCUGAAUCCUCCCUACUGCAAUGAUUUCCACAACUGUUCUAAUUUUUGUUUUAAAAAAUCAUUUAAUCCAGCCAUGGGAAAGCUAUAGGCAACAGUCCAGAUUUAGGUGUCCUAACCUGAACCACAAGCCUGUUUUCUCUCAGCCUCCUUGCUGUAAUGAUUAAUCUUUUCUUUUCUUCACCAGCUGGGUGGGUGGGUAGGGGAAGCCUGAGCCUUUGGGGAGGGUUUUUUCUCUGGAAGUAAGCAUACACAUACCCACAAAUUUCCUUGUAUUUUAGGAUGCUAUGAAACUGAGAAAGACUGGUUCAUCUUCAACAAAGAGGGAGUAGAGUAGAGUAGAGUAGAGUAGAGUAGAGUAGAGGGAGUUUUGGGUGUCCUCCUGCCACAAAUAACUCCAGAUCUUUCUUGGUUUUUGAGAAAAACCCCAAUUUUUGGGUUUUUGAGAAAAGCCCCAAUUUUGUUUGUAUAAAUACUCUAAAGCAUUUAGAAAGUGGCAAUGAACUUGAAGAUGAGCCAGAAAUCAUUCUUCAUUUUGCCCCAACAUCAACUUAAUUCAUGUUCAGUUUACCCAGCAAUUAUGGGAACUACUUUCACAUGUAGUUCAGAUAUUUUUCAAAGUAAUUCAGUGCACAUUGAACUUGUUCAUUCCAAGCACUAGCCAAUUGUUUUUGAGAUUGUUAUAGUCCAUACGUGAUUUUACCAGCUGCUGGGAUAAAAAUCCAAGUUUUUCCAGCUGUCGGAGGUGGUUACACUGACAGCUACUAGCAGCUGCACUAAGAGAUGGCUAUGCAUUGGCUAUGCAUCAAGUUGGGAGUCAGCAACACCAGCUCUUAUUUGUGGAAUGAGUUUAGCCCUCCUCAGAAUGCAACUUUUCUGUAAAACCUUACAGCAACGUCCUUGGAGGUUGAAAUGUUCCCCCACUGGCUGCCAACACAAAUAAACAGACAAAGUAAUAUAGUUUUUAUUGACAAAUAGCAAAACACAUUCAAACUCACUAGGUGUGAACAAGUAUCUGUGCAUUAAUUACUCUGUACUCUCUCUGCUUAUAUCUGUGUUUUGGGUUCCGCACAACUCUAACCAAAUAAAGCUCUGUGUCCCCAUUCAUUAUAAUGAGGAAUCAAAUAAUCCCCUUUUGGCCAAAGUGGGUGAAAUUUGCAGGCAUAGGAGACCCUACAAAUUGGAUUGAGCCUACCUAAAUCCAGGGGAUCUUUGUGGAGGAAGUUAAGUGGGUUUACUUUCCUCCAUACUUAUUUGAUAUUUUCAUGGGUGGGUCUGAGCACAAGCUUCUCAGACUCUGCCCAACAUCAUCUGAUUUACAAGACUGCUUUGGCUUUCUGAACAGCUGAGACCGAACUGCAAGGGACUUAUGUUUCGUGUUGAAGCGUCUGUGGCACUGAGAAUGGAACUUCAUGAGGAGAAUUAUGGCAUCUGAGAAAGAGACUUGGACAAUAUGGCAGCAGGGGCUCUAGAGCUAAGUGUUGCUAGAAAAUUUUCAGUUUAUUUAAGAACACGUUUCACUUGGGCUGUGCAUCAGAUACAGCCCAAUCCAAUUAAUGAAUUGGACUGGGCCAAUUUGUAUCAACAUAGGAUUGGGUCAGAUUAUGUUGAGGCAAUCCCAGAUCACACCAGAUCAGGCCAGCCAACCCAUCUUUAAAAACAAUUUAUAUAUUAUUAGUCACAACAACAUAUGAACCUACCCGGACCCUGAGAUCAUCUUCUGUUGUUUUUUUUUAAUAAGAAAUUUAUUAGGAUUUUUUAAAAUAUUACAAUGAAAAAUGAAAAAGAAAAAACAUACAAAAUAAAAAUGAUUAAAAACACUCAGAUUUUCCAUUGCUUAUUUUUCUUUAGCUUGUUUCCCGGACCUCCUCAUACCUCCCUUUUUUGUAUUCCAGUUCAGUUUGUUGGUUCAGCAAAUCCUUACCCUCUUUAUUUAUCCUAAUCUUUGGUCUUAAAAUAAUAACAUUAAAUUUUUACCUCUUAAUAACCCCUUUUUCAUAUUCCCUUAAAGCAUUACAGCUAGAAACCACUUAAUUUCUAUCCAACAUCAUUCUAACAUUCAUUAAUUUUACAGUAUUUCUGUAGAUAAUCUUUGAACUUCUUCCAAUCUUCUUCCACCGACUCUUUUCCCUGGUCUCGGAUUCUGCCAGUCAUUUCUGCCAGUUCCAUAUAGUCCAUCAGCAUCAUCUGCCAUUCUUCCAGAGUGGGUAGAUCUUGUGUCUUCCAAUACUUUGCAAUGAGUAUUCUUGCUGCUGUUGUGGCGUACAUAAAAAAGGUUCUAUCCUUCUUUGACACCAAUUGGCCGACUAUGCCCAGGAGAAAGGCCUCUGGUUUCUUCAAGAAGGUAUAUUUAAAUAUCUUUUUCAGUUCAUUAUAUAUCAUUUCCCAGAAAGCCUUAAUCCUUGGGCAUGUCCACCAAAGGUGAAAGAAUGUACCUUCAGUUUCUUUACAUUUCCAACAUUUGUUAUCGGGCAAAUGAUAGAUUUUUGCAAGCUUGACUGGGGUCAUGUACCACCUGUAGAUCAUUUUCAUAAUAUUCUCUCUUAAGGCAUUACAUGCCGUGAACUUCAUACCUGUGGUCCAUAACUGUUCCCAGUCGGCCAUCAUUAUGUUAUGACCAACAUCUUGUGCCCAUUUAAUCAUAACAGAUUUCACCGUUUCAUCCUGAGUAUUCCAUUUCAACAGCAAGUUAUACAUCUUUGACAAAAUCUUAGUUUUGGGUUCUAAUAGUUCUGUUUCUAAUUUUGAUUUUUCCACCUGGAAACCAAUUUUCUUAUCCAAAUUAUAUGCCUCCAUUAUCUGAUAAUAAUGAAGCCAGUCUCGCACUUUGUUUUUUAAUUUCUCAAAACUCUGCAAUUUCAGUCUAUCUCCAUCUUGUUCCAAAAUUUCCCAAUAUUUCGGCCAUUUGGCCUCCAUAUUGAGCUUUUUCAGAGCUUUUGCUUCCAUCGGUGACAGCCACCUUGGAGUUUUAUUUUCCAAUAAGUCCUUGUAUCUUAUCCAGACAUUAAACAAUGCUUUCCUGACGAUGUGAUUUUUAAAUGUUUUAUGUGCUUUGACCUUAUCAUACCACAGAUAUGCAUGCCAUCCAAAUACAUUGUUAAAACCUUCUAAAUCCAAAAUGUCAGUGUUUUCAAGAAGCAACCAUUCUUUCAACCAGCAGAAAGCUGCUGAUUCAUAGUAAAGUUUAAAGUCUGGCAGGGCAAAUCCACCUCUUUCCUUUGCAUCUGUUAAUAUUUUAAAUUUUAUUCUAGGCUUCUUGCCCUGCCAGACAAAUUUAGAAAUAUCUCUCUGCCACCUCUUGAAACAAUCCAUUUUGUCCACAAUUUGCAAUGUUUGAAACAAAAACAACAUUCUAGGCAAUACAUUCAUUUUUACCGCAGCAAUACGGCCCAGCAGUGAAAGCUUCAAAUUUGACCAAAUUUCCAAAUCUUUUUUCACUUCAGCCCAGCAUUUUUCAUAGUUGUCUUUAAAUAAGUUCCCAUUUUUUGCUGUCAUGUUAAUCCCCAAAUAUUUAACUUUCUUAACCACUGUUAAACCUGUCUCAUUCUGAAACCUCUCUCUCUCCAUUGGUGUUAAAUUUUUCUCUAAAACCUUGGUCUUUAACUUAUUCAACUUAAAUCCUGCAACUUGACCAAAUUCUUGAAUCAGUUCUAAAACUCUUUUGGUACUAGAUUCUGGCUCCCCUGAGAUCAUCUUCUGAGACCCUCCUUCGUGUCCCUCCUCCUCAAGAGGUCCAGAGGGUGGCAACACAAGAGCAGGCCUUCUCUGCAGUGGCUGCCCAUCUGUGGAAUGCUCUCCCCAGGGAAGUUCGCCUGGCGCCUUCAUUAUACACCUUUAGGCACCAGGCAAAAACAUUCCUUUUCAACCAGGUCUUUGGCUGGUCCGAUUUAUAUCCUAUGCCCUUUUUAAAUGUGUUUUUUGGGGGGUGGGUAUUGUUCUGUUGUUUUAUUUUUAUUUGGUAUCUUGUGGUUUUAUAUCUUGAUUUAAUCUGUGAAAUGCCCUGAGACCCCCGAGUAUAGGGCGGUAUAUAAAUUCAAUCAACAACAACACCAAACACCAUCCAAAAUGACUCAGAACAACAACAACAAUGACAGCAUUUUAUUAUUUGUACCCUGCCCAUCUGACUGGGUUGUGCCAGCCAGCCUGGGCACCUUCCAACAUAUAUGAAACAGCCCCUAGGAGUUCGCUGCCAUGCAAGGGAGUCUCUCAAACAUGAAUCUCCUGGAGCAGUGAAAGAAGGCAGCUCAAGUAUACAGCCGGACGAGAUAGAAGGAAACAUGGUGUCUACCGCACUAAUGAGCUCACAGAAACAAGCUCUGGAAAUUUGGGGUUGCCAUGCUGAGAGCAGAGUUAGAUGCUCAGUUACAUUCGUAAAAGCAAGCAAUGCAAAACAGUGGGAGAGAACUAAUGUCUCUGCAGUGGCCUCUUGCUGAAUAGGAGGAGCUGCUUGUAUCCCCCCUCCGCUAGGGAGAAAAUGCUGGGGGGGCACACUGGGGGGGUCUCAUGGGGUUUACACUUGCCCAGCAUGCUUCAGAGCAGGCCCCUCCCCCUGUGACAGCCUCUGAUAACCACUUUAACCACAGAGUUAGGAGUCUACAUGUGUUUCCCCUCCAAAUAUCAUAUUUGAGGGGCACCCCCUCCCAAAAAAGUUGAUGGGCAUUGCCCUUGCCCUUGCGAGAAAGUAGCAGGAACAUGGCUGCUGCUGGGCUUGGAGAGGGAGAGGGAGCCAAGCAGCAGAGGUAACAGGACUGUCUGCUGGGGUGCCAACUUAAAAUAUGGGGGGAGGCAGAUAAGCUCUGCCUCACCUCAUAGAUCACAAGAUGUGGAGCAGCCCCCCUCCAAUACAAUAUUUCCAUAUCUCGGCCCCUGGGAGCUGGCUCCUAUAACUGUGCGCAAGUCAUUCUCAUGGUCCCCAGCUCCUCUCCCUCUUUCACCCAUCGCGGCUCAGCUCUGCACGCAAAAAUGGUGCCCAAGCACUUCUGAUGAAAGAGGCUGCUGAAUCACUUUUGAGAAUUGUACUUCUGUGAAGGGAAUAGGGGCCUCCUAACAACUCUCAGCACCUUUAACUACCUACCUAGAAUUCUUUGGGGAAAGCCAUAACUGUGGUAUCCUAGGCAUAGGGCUCCUGCUUUUACCCCACACCACCCCAUAUGCUUCAGUUUUUCGGCUCUUUGGAGCCAGCCAUGUGGGGAUCACACUGCAUCAAAACUCAGGAGAAAUGGGAUGAUAUGAUACAAAGACUCCAGCAAAUUCGUUCUUUUGACUGUUGGGGAAAACUUCCUUUGCAUUUUCCUCCUCUGCUUUCAGGCUGGAGAAAUUUCUGCUUCCUUUUGCUCUCUGUCAUGACCCAGCACAGUCCAAUAAAUUAUUUACAAGGGGGAGGAACUAGGGAGACUCAUUUAGGUUUCCUUUUCUCAGAAAUCACCUGUUUGAGCAGAGCUGUGUACUGGUCAAGCGUGGGGGGAGAGGAAAGCUUGAAAACAGGAUGUAAUUUCUGCUCCAAGAUAACAAAAAGCCGCAGCUCCCUUUCCCUUUCUAAGAUUAAGCAGGAUAAAUAAAUAAUCAGCAACAGAGCUGAUAAUAUAAUUUAUUAUAAAUGCUCUGUUGCUGAGCAGUACAUGAUCGUGCUGGUUUAUUAUUUUUUGAUCAUCCGAAAGACCCAUAGUGAGCUCACAUGUCUAUAUGAAUUUCUGAAGUUUUCCCCGUGAGCCAGUACAUAGAUACAUUUAUCAGUGAAUUGUUACAUUUGGUAUCGUGCAGCAAAGGCGCUUUGAAUAGAUAGGAAGAAACUGUGAUGAAGUGUUUUGUGGGGACAAAUCACAAAAGUCACAAAGGCGAUUGUGCUGAUUUUGGUAGUGGGCUGCACGUGCAUGAUAUCUGCUGGAGGGGCAACCCCCCCCCCCAACCUAUACAUAAAUUCCUGCAACCAACCUAUUUAAUUAAAUCCAAUGUAGAUACAUUUCUUCCUUUCUUAAUACAUGUUUGUUUGAGUUCCUAUAUUACACAGUCCUCAAAUGUGGUUAAGGAAAGGUCCCCGGAAUGUAAUGGACGAUACAGCUGUUGAGGUUGGCUAGCAUAGGUAGCAGACACAGGCAGGCUGGCCCAGGCAGCUGGGUUGGGUAGGACAAGGUUUCCGGAUAUUUCCUUGUUUUGCCCCGAAGGGCUUCCUCAGCUGUUAAUAGUUCUAUAUAAUAAAUAUAAACACUUGAUAAUACAAUGAUUAAUAUUAGACAUGUAGAAAUUACAAAUAUAAAUAUAUUAUAUCAUGACUAAAAAUUAUGAAGUUCAUACAUUAUUAAGCAUUAUCAAGCAUUAAAAGAUACAGAGGUUGUGCAUACCAUCAAAGUGUGUAACAGAUCACGUAAACAAUGAUUCUUGGACGAUUCUCAAUAGUAAUGGCCAAUGAAUCUCAGUACACCCUUAAUAUGCAAAACCAUAUGAUGAGACAGGUGUUAACCUAAAUGCAGUCUUAAAGGAAUAUGACCACAAUGGUGUCACAUAGGCAGAGCUCUUAUAUAGUAUAUGUUUCACAUAGCUCAGGGGUUAAAAGGCAUCUCUGGGUUAUUUGUGGGGCAUAGGAAUUCGUUCUUUUUCCCCCAAAAUAUAGUCCAGCCCACCACAUGGUCUGAGGGACGGUGGACCGGCCCCCUGCUGAAAAAGGUUGCUGACCCCUGACAUAUGUGUGGGAUAUGUCAUUAUAAAAGCAGGUAUACAAUUCAGUUUUUAGACCUAAAGGAUGAAGUGUGUUGAGUAAAAUAAAUAAAUCUGCUUUCCUUCUGUGUAAGGACUCUUCCUGCAUUUUCAAGAGGUCCUUGAUAGGUCCAAAGUACAAAAAAUGUAAGGCCAUCCUCAGUGUGUGACUUUUGAAUGAAAUGGGAUAUCAGAGGAGCACCCAAAAGUCUAUUUCUGAUCUUAGAACAGUGCUCCGAUAUCCUGGUUCUGAUUGGUCUUGUGGUUUGUCCCACAUAUAAUAAACCACAUGUGCAUUUUAUUACAUAGACAGUGCGUGCAGUAGCACAUGUAGCAAAUGAUGUAUGGUGAAUUUAAACCCUCACUGUUGGUGAACUCUUUUACCGGAAGUGCGUAUCUGCAUGCAACGCAGUGUCCGCACUUGAAAAAACCUCUCAGGGCUGCUAUUAAAAUCUGUUGUUGUGGUAUGGGUUUUAGAUCAGUGUGUACCAGUAUGUCUCGAAGGGAUCUAGUGCGUCAUUUCCCAAAGUGUGGAGGAACCACGCAACCAGGAAUAUAUGUCUCUCGUCAUGUGAUUAAAUUCUAAGGAAGAAUGGAUUCUCUUGGUGAUCUCAUGAGUAUCAGUCCAGGUUUUUUAAAGUGUGGAUCUAUCCUUAGUUUUAGUUCUUUGUAUGGCUGCGGACACCACCGUACGUGGGCAACUGCAUUCUAGGAAUGAGGUUACCAACUUGUCAGAGUGAUAUUUAAAAUCCUUCAAAUUAGAAGAAUUUAUUUUGAGCCAUAGAAAUUGACCAAACAAAAGGUUAUCUCGAAGGUAUCUUGGAUGAUUGGAACUAUAAUGAAGUAAAGAAUUUACAUCUGUACUUUUUUUAAAGGGCGAACCAUGAUUUUUAGCUGGUCAAUGUAAAUUUCCAAAUCAAGAAAGGGUAAAGAACUAGAACUGAAUUUACCUUCAAAUUUUAAAUGUGAGUUUAGACCAUUUGUCCACAGAUUAAACAGAUCAAAAAUACCCUCAGUGAAUAUAAACAAUAAAUCACCAAUGUAAUGUCCAUAAAACAACAAAUAUACUCCAUAUGGGUCAUUAUGAAAAAUGUGUUCUAAAUCAAAAUUAUUCAUGAAAAUAUUGGCCACGCUGGGAGCACAUCUCAAUCCCAUAGGCACACCCUGUUUCUGGAUGUAAUAUUUCAUCCCCAAACAGAAGUAAUUAUUGUCCAAAAUUAAAGAUACAAUUUCCAUGAGGAAAUGUACUGGUGGAGAUGUUUUAUUAUGAUCUAUUAACAUAUCCUGAAUCUGUGUCUUCACUUCAUCUAGGGGUACAUUGGUAUAUAGUGAGGAAACAUCCCAAGUAGCUCUGAUAUUAUGCUGGGUAACAGGUAGGUUCUCGAUGAAGGUAAUGACAUGUUUAGUAUCACGGAUAUACAACGGUGUUUCUUUGGUAAGGGGACUCAAGAAGCUAUCGAUGUAGUGUGAACAAUUUUUCUAGAAGAGAGACUGAGGUUGAAAAUAUUGGUCUCCCUGGUGGGGGCAGUAUGUUUUUAUGUAUUUUGGGGAGGGUAUAGAAUAUAGGUACCCUCGUAUGCUGGGGACAUAGAAAUUCAGCCACAGCAGUAUCAAUAUAGCCUAAUAAGACAGCUUCAUCUAGAAUGGACUGAAGUUUAUUCUUUAUCACCGUGGUUGGAUCACCAGGUAAAGGUAAAUAGAAGUGGGUAUUACUCAACUGGCUCUCAGUUUCCUUUACAUAGUCUGCUUUAUUCAGUAGCACUAUUUCACCACCUUUGUCAGCUGGCUUAAUGAUCAAGUCUUUGGCCGUGGUAAGUUUAUUCAGGAUCUCCCUCUAGUUAUUACAAAGUCCUAAGUAAAUAGCUUUAAAAAAUGCUCUUGAAAUUCCUGUACAACUACAUCCGCCUCUCAGUUUUACAGCCACUACCAUUCACAGCUGACCCUUCAAGUUUAAGUCCUGGAUUUACAGAAGCCAUCCUGGUUUCUGAUUUGACCCUGGAAUAAUAAUAAUAAUAAUAAUAAUAAUAAUAAUAAUAAUAAUAAUUUAUUAUUUCUACCCCGCCCAUCUGGCUGGGUCCCCCCAACCACUCUGGGCGGCUUCCAAGAAAACACUAAAAUACAAUAUCCUAUUAAACAUUAAAAGCUUCCCUAAACAUGCCCCAUUUUCCUUAGGACACAGAGCCGUAGCGGGGCGGGGGGUGCAAAAUCGGCUGCCGAGACCCUCCGCCAGGCGCCCUGUCUGGCCAGCUCUCACUGCCCACAGCCCAGGCAGGAUGGGGAAGAAGGUGUGCUGGGUAGCGGCUGCUCCCAACUGCCCCCCUCGCUGCUUGGUCCUCCCUGUGCGUGCCGCAGUGCCCCGUCCCAUUUGGCCAUGAGGCACCAGCUCUGCCUCUCCCGGACCUCGCUUGGGGUCGGGGCCAGGAAGGUACACCAGUGAAUGUCGCCCAGCAUUAUGUCACCUCCCUCAGUGGUGACACCCAGGGCAGGCCGCCCCUACUGCACCCACUUUCCUCCGCCCCUGCACCAGCUUCAGCGCCUGAUACUGCCCAGCUCACCUCACUGCUCACACCCCUGCCUCUCCGGGCGCGGGGGAGGGAUUCGCCAAGUUCAAAGCCUGCCUACUCCGGAGUCACUUCUCUAUCUCUCUCCUCUAGCACACCCUCCUUCAAGAGUGUCAACUUGAAUAAAAUAUAUGGGGGGGCAGGUAAGCACUGCCCUGUAUGAUCAAGAUGGAGCACACACACACACUACUUGAAUGGCAAUGCCCAUUAACGGGGGGGGGGGCAGCCUUCUCAAAUAUUUUAGGGAGGGGCAAAGGAACCUUGACCCCAAGGAGCCGGCUCCCAUGCACUCCUCCCUAUUAAAGUGGGGUGCUCCCCACUUUAUGCGACUUCACUUAUGCACACCAGGCCCCGGAACGUAACCCACACGUAAGUGAGGAGACGCCUAUAUAGCAUCAUCUAGGUCAGCCUUCCCCAUCUUGGUGUCCUCUCUCUGUUUUGGUCUCCUUCAAUCAGAAUUCAUUACAAAAGGGAAUUCAUUACAAGGUGAAGUGUGUGAGGAAUUGAACUGAAUGGGCUGAAUGGGUGCUGGGGGGGGGGUUGGAGGAGAGACAGAAAGAAGAGCCAAUUUGUCCAUGGCUCUAGGGGGCACAAUCUGGACAGUUCUGCCAGGCUCUCAAGAUCACCUAGCUAAGGCUCUGUUAGGCUGUCCCUAUUUCUAUCGGAGAAAUGUUGGAGGGUAUGACACAGGUGCAACAGCACUGUGUGCCAUCAUCCCCCCACCCCAUCAUAGCCCAGCUGGUUGUGGCGCAGGUGUUCUGAAAUAAUAUGCAAAAAUACAUUGGGCAAAACCUCUUUUAAAGAUGUGGGUUUUGAGAUGAAAGUGCAUUGGUGUGCAUCAACCAUCUGUUGGCAAGCGGUAGCUUCCAGCCACAAUGGCUAUACUCUGUCUCCCCAGUACGAGGCAGCAAUGCAUCUGAACACCAGUUGCUGGAGACCACCGGAGGGGAAAAUAUUUUUGUGCUUAGGUCCUGCUUUCGAGUUUCCCACAGGCAUCUGGUUGGACGGAUCCAGCAGGAGUCUUCUGUUUCGACAUUUACAUGGGUCUGAACAACAACAAUAAUGCGACAAAGCAACUUGAAAUGUGAUUUGGUUCUGACUGGGACCUUCCAGAUUCCUCUGAAGCCAAGAUCUAAGUCUGGGAAGCGGGCUAUGUGUGGAACUUCAUGGGGAUGAGGAGGGAGGUGCAUUAAACCAUGGAUAGGCAAACUAAGGCCCGGGGGCCGGAUCCGGCCCAAUCACCUUCUAAAUCUGGCCCACAGACGGUCUGGGAAUCAGCGGGUUUUUACAUGAGUAGAAUGUGUCCUUUUAUUUAAAAUGCAUCUCUGGGUUAUUCGUGGGGCAUAGGAAUUCUUACCCCCCCCCAAAAAAAAUAUAGUCUGGUCCCCCACAAGGUCUGAGGGACAGUGGACUGGCCCCUGCUGAAAAAGUUUGCUGACCUCUGAUUAAACCAAUGUGUUAUGAUCCACAAACAAUAGAUUGGGGCGGCAAUGUAUUUAGGACUAAAUGUCCCGUUGCUGGUAAUUCCUGGAUGCUUGCCUGGACACAGCUCUGCUCAAAUGGCUGAUUUCUGAGAAAGCGAAACCUAAACUGGGUGGCUCUGUUUCCUCUUCAUUGUAAACCAUUUGGAGAACAAAAACAAAUGAGUUUUAGCACAUUUUAAAAUGGGUAAGGAAGGUUGGCACACUGCAGAGUGCGCCAGGUGGAACAUGAUCUAAUCUAAAUACUGGAUUACGCAAUAGCCUGAUCUAUCAGAAGGCUCAGAAUGCAUGAGAAUCCUCCACUGAUGUAAGCAAUAACAUUGAACAUAAAAACAAUUACAGUACACACAAUAAUUGGGUCCCCCCUUUGUGGAAAGAACAUACUGUCAGACACAUUUUAGCAUUCCUACAUAAUAUCACACAACAAACUAAUUAAAUAUCAGUUGCAUAUUUUGAGGCAAUCAUGAUCUUUUACACAUCUUUUCAGUCCUGGAGCACAGAGUCUUGAGGUUUAAAAAGUGAGAGAAUGUCCUUGCAAUUCAACUCCCGCCCCCCCUUUGUCAGCCUCCCUCCUCCGUCAGUCUAUACCCUUUGAAAGAAAUUGCUGUGGCCACUCCCAUGAAAUGAAUUAAAACAAUUUAAAAAUCCCAUAAGGGAAAAGGGCAGAUUUUUGUUUACUACAUUAGAAUGCAAACUACUUGUCUUUUCAUUCAAAGGGAGAUUCAGCAGUCUUUGUUGUUUAGUCGUUUAGUCGUGUCCGCCUCUUCGUGACCCCAUGGACCAGAGCACGCCAGGCACUUCUGUCUUCCACUGCCUCCCACAGUUUGGUCAAACUCAUGCUGGUAGCUUCAGACAGUAACCAACCAUCUGUAGACAGUGAUCACUUCUCCUGUGUCUCCAUCUUCCCAGGAGCAGGGUCUUUUCGGGGGACUUCACGAGACAGUUAGCCAAAGGAAUGGAGCCAAAGCAACAAUAGAUAUGUCCUUCGAGCUGAGCACUUAGGACUGAUUUCUGCAGAACAGAUAAGAUUGCUCUUCUCCCCGUGAAAUGAAUUCAAAGCAAUCUUCAAAAUCACCAUAAUGGAAAGGCGUCAGAUUCUUUGUUUAUCAACAUUCAGAAUGGUCAAAUCUGACUUGUCAUUUCACUACUGGAAAGCGUAGCUUUAUUCAGCAGUCUUUAGAUGGGCAAUAAAAGGCCCUGCUGAUCAGGUUGUAAAAUAAAACUCAAACACCACUCUUUUUGGAUCAGGCCCACUACAAUGGCAGCCCACUGGGGUUUGCCAGUGGACAGAAGAAAAGACAUGGGACGCUGGCAAUCCAACGCAUACAAAAGUUAUAUCCGCGACAACUCCAAAAUUUAAAACAGACCUAUCACUUACACCUCUCUGAGAUUUUCUUGCUUUUCAGGGACAAACCGCAUAGAAAUUUGGAUUGUGGGACACGGUAUCGUCCAUUGGGCCUGGGAACAGGCAGCAGCUAGCGGCCAGGGGUGCCAGCUAGGUUUUCCAUCGCACAUGGGAUGCGCUGGGCAGAGAUGAUGCCAAUUGUGAAGGCCAGGGUGGAUGCACAUGGCCCCCCCAACACUUGGUUUUGCAGCUGGUUGAGAACGAUUUGCCUUGCCGGAAAGGCGUGGACUUGCUCUUCAAUAUCAAAAAGGACUUGGACAAUCUUGCACUGAAUUUCCCAAAAAAGACUCUCUUUUGGUCGCUGCUCUUGGAGAGACGCGUUUGGUGUGGCAGCAAUUCUCCAGCAGCAACAGAUUAUGCCCGAAAACACUUGAAUCGUUCCGUUUCACAGAAGGUGAUCACGUUGGGUGGCCGGGUGAUCGCACACCCUUCCAUAGUUUUCACCAUGAUGGCACUAUUUUGUGAUGAUGUCGUACCCCUUUCCAAUUGGGGGAAUGAUAUAUGGCUGGCCAAUAUUGCAGAAGACUUGAGGCAUUGGUUACAGGUGUAAGGGUAUUUGGUGGUGAGCCUUUGGGCUCUUGUGGUGGUUAUGAGGCAUCUGAUCAAGGCCUGUAUUUUAAAAUGAGCUUAAAGAUAUAUUUGCAAAUGUUUGUAUGUUUCAUGCCAGGCAGAAACCAGCUGGCUAAGUACUUUGGCAGUUGUUUAUCUUCCUGCUCUCCUGAACAAGGGCCCCCCUGAUUUAUAGCAGUAGCAGGAGACAAGUUUCUCAAAGUUGUAAAAGGGAAUUACAGGCUGGGAGCAAAUGUUACACUGACCCUACAUAUUACAGAAUACAAUCAAGCUGCAAAAACACUAAUUAAGAGUUGGUAAAUAGUAAGAUUUAUUGUUUAACAGAAAAUAAUACCAUGUUCCUCCCAUCAGACUCUAGCCAUAUUUUCCUAAGGUUUAAGGUAUACUGAGAGAGUUAAAGGGCAAUAAAUUUUGGGAAGAGCUAAUGGGAAGAGCAGCUGGCUGGGAAAGGGGGGUGUAAACUGAAGAGGCUUCUUUUGAAGCUGUUUUUUACUGAGUUCCUUUUUUACUUUGCAAAGGCCUUUUCUUCUAAAAAGCUAUCUAUGUUAUGUAUGAGAUUUGUUGGCUUAAUGUAAUUAGGCAAAGGAUUUAGAAAGUAAGAAAUGUUAGAUUCUUAUGUUAGAUUCUUGUUUCUUUGAUGGUGUGUGAGAAUGUGAACCCAAGAUCUCUGUUUAGACAGAAUUUAAUACCACAAGACAUUUGUUUUAGCCAUUUGUUUUGGAAUGCAGGGGCAACAGGGGCAAAAGGUGAUCUGGUAAUUAAGGUGCCUUGUCGAGGCAAAUGUAAGAUAUAUGGCUACUUGUCUGCCAUUUAUGGAUAGAAGGAAAUAUAGCUCUUUGUCUCCCAUAAAAGGUAAUAGGAAAUGGGUGUAUCUUUUAUGAUUGGUUCUAGCAAACAGCCAAUAGGAAUUUAAACCAGGCUGAUUGGACAGAGGCAGCCAAAGCAGUGAAGCAGCAGUAGGUGGAAAAAUCUGAGAGUUUGUGACACUGAUGAAUCCAGAAAACGAAACACUAUUUCCCGGGACUAUUUUGAUUAAUAAAAGAGAUUUUUAGAAUGCAAACUACUUGUCUUUUCAUUCAAAGGAAGAUUCAGCAGUCUUUAGAUGGGCAAUAAAAGGUCCUGCUGAUCAGGUUGUAAAAUAAAACUUAAACACCAUUAGCCAUAUGACUUAAUAUUGAAUCCAUAGGGUGUUUAAAAACAACAGCAGCAGCAGCAGCAAAAGCAACAACAACAACAACUGUGUUUUUCCUCUUGCAUCUAGCACUUGCAAAAAACGGGGCUCUGUGUGAGCAGGUACUCACAGCCAUACAGAACAAGAUUUAACAGCUGAUAAUUGCGAGAUUAAAUCCUUUUGCUUUCACUGCCUGCACCCAUUCCCUGCUGUCUUAGCCAACACCUGGAGCCAACCUAGAAUCAAACGCCAUGCACCUGCGCAUCAGCUAAUGGCAGCUGUUUGGCAGGUGGACAUGGUUUGAAAAAUUUUGUGAUCGCAGGCCAAAUUGGACCUCUUCAUGGGCUAAGAUUGAAAUAAGAGCUCCUCUGUUUACUCAGCUUGCCUCCUGAUUGAAUAAUGAUGGGAAGGCAGGUGUCACUAAAGUAGUCACGUUGCAUUAACACGCUGUUGUGCUAACUGCUUAGUUAGCACCUACUGCCACACUUUGUGGACAGGGGCAGAUCACGCCACUGCUCUGCAAUUGGCCCAUCCAAUACGUCAUCAACCCCCAAGGGAGCUGGGCCGCUAGGAGUUGGCCCCUAUGUAUGCCAGCAUGGGAGCCUAGCCAAGCAUUGCCGAGUCUUAUCCUGAAUCUAGCGGGAUCUCAUGGUGGGAUCUGGAUCCCUCCCGGUGCCUUGCGCAAUUUCCCCCUGGGCAGGAAUCUUCGAGCAGUGCGACCACAUAAGGGUUAAGGGGAGUGAGAGAGCUGGGCUCUCUAGAGCAGUCCGGAAAAGGCCCCUCUCUCUGUCUCUCCUCCUCAUAUCAUCUCCUCUCCAUGCUUGUCUUGGGAGGCCACUGGGGUGGUGAAGGCCACUUUUGGAUGAAGACUCUAGGGCGAUGGGGGUUGCAGAGGAGGCUGUUGGGAGCUGAGAUAUGAAUGGAUGGGGGAAAGGGACGCCAUGGGACGCAAGGCCUCUCGGCACCCCCCUGGAACGCUCGCCCUGCCCCCAUGGGCGGCUAGCCCUACCCCAGGAGCCAGAACACCUAGCUCCACCACUGUUUGUGGAGCCAGCUCCUUUUGGAGAGCAUGGGUUGGUAUCGCCAGUCCUUGGUUUCAGGUUUGGCUGGAAAAAUGAAGAAGCACUUCUCAAACCAAGGAAAAUUCAGCAUGAAAGUUUAUUAAUACAAGCUCGUAAUACAUAGCACACACAUAAAUAUUCUCUAAAUUUAGUCCUAUACAGAAAACAAGAGGCUUGGGUAGAAUUGAGGAGUGCCAGAUGAUAACAUAAAUGACCUAAGCUGAACCCAACGUACCUAUCACAUAUCUGAUUGGGUACUAAGGCAUGAUGGGAAAUCCCCCAGAGCCAUCUCUGAGGGCCGACCAUCCUAUUAGGUCCCCCACCUCUGCAGAGGGGGAAAGAUCACGCUCUUCUUGCCCAGUUGAGAAAAAAAGGUCCAGAGAGCGGCUUGCCACAUGGGUUGGGCUGUUGACAUGUUGGGACAUCCCCAUGGUUGUCACAGCAGCUAUGAGGUCCUAAGCCACCCCAGAGCUGGUCACCUUGGCAUGGAUGCUGAAGUCCCCCCAAACCAGCAGUCUACGAGUCUUCAACCUCCCUCUGAGAGGUUCUUUCAGCUCAGGCAAGGAGACUGCUGGGCAGCGAGACAGGCAGUAAGGAUAUCAAACCAUUAAGGAGAUCAAACACCAUUAAGACCGAUUACAAUAGUUUGGGGUAUUUUGUUCUUCUCUGAAAGAAUGUGAUAACAAAAAGUUUGAAGUGGUUCCAAUCCUUUCUUUAUUAACCUCAAAAUUUUAACUAUGUUUUAAAACAAUUUCUAGCGCCUGUGGAAACAUGUUGGUGCAGGCAAUUCUCUCUGGCCACCUAACCCAGAAUGUCUCACUUUGAGAGAUGACCCUCUUCCGCAAAGCAAGGGAGAAUAGAGGGGCUGCUGCAUUAGUGACAGCAAAGCAUUUUUGAAGUAAAAGGGGGAGAGGAGAGAGGGCAGUGUGACAGUUUUGCUUUAUUCAGAGGGGAAAUCAUAAUAUGUUACCAUUACCAAUCUAAAAUAUUGUUAAAGCUGAGAAACCUUGACUAAAUCUUAACUAAAUUAUUAUUGCCUGAAGCAGCAAGGCUAGAAUUAGGCAGGAAGCAAAAUAUUAUAUGGGUCAAAUGAAAGAGAGAGGGGGUGCUCAAAGGAAUGGAUAUUUAUUUCCUUUUUUUUUCCUUUGCAGAGAGCUUUUUUUCUAAGCUUUCUCCAUUAUCGAAGAAAAGCAAGAUUACAUUCCACAAAAUCUGCAGCCUCAGAAAGGAAAAAGCUAUAUUCCCAAAAUACCUACACUUCAACUUCUACAGUAAUUUUGAUUAUUGCCUACUAUCAUCUAACAAAAUAAUUUUUGCAACAUCUAAUAAAACUACAUCAAAAUCAAAGAAUUCUCUUUCUUAAAGGCCUGUCUGGGUAGAAGUUACACAGAAAGGUUUCGAUAGCAUGUUACAUCAAUAUGACAAAUGUUUCUAGUUUACAUUGGAGUAUAUUUUAAAAGUAUCAGUUAAAAAUAGCAUUCACUGUGGACACAACAUAUUUAAUGAAUCUUUAAGGGUGCAUUGAUUAAACCUGGUCAAUUCAAUUCAUAAGAGUAUUUGGUUCCAUACAGGAAAAGGGGAGCAGUGGUGUGCCUGUCUGGCACGCUUGUCUCCAAAGGACUUGACAAAAAUUGUUGCUUUUUUAAAAAGCUUGAUUGUGUCGUAUUGCGGUAAGGCAAAUCAGCUAUAGGGUCUGCUCCAUUGUCUCUAGAACCAGCUAAAAUGGGUAAGAAAAGGGGUGCCAAAGUGGGAAGACUUGCCAUAGCAGCAGCAGCAGCUCCUAUUACCCCACCUUGGGUUGCACCAUGUCUUGUGCCAGUUCUACUUGGCCCUGAGAUGCUCUGCCUCACACUCUUCCAGUCCUAGGGCUUUCUUUCGAACCCUUUCAGCAUCCUCAGCUAGAUUAUUCAGGAAGCUUGACAGCAUCCAAUAAGUGGUGGCAAAAGACCCCCCUGCCGUGUCUCAGUUCUCCAAAGGACCACAGACCCUGGGUGCAUGCCAGGAACCCCACAGCCUCUUGCCACUGCUCGGGAGAGAGAGAGGGAGGUCUUCUAACUUUGCUUCGGAAGCAUGCCAUUUGCACCCCUCAGACUGCUUUUGUCCAACGGCCUAGUCUUAUGAGGCUCACAAUGUACCUUUCUACUGAUCAGCCAUCUUGGAGGUGGGAGAAGGGGAGGUUCCAGAUAGUUAGCCUAGUUUCAUGGGCAAUCGGGGACAGUGGGCUUCAGAUAACUGUUAACUUCUGCUGUCCAGCCUCCUUUUAAGCACUCUCAGAUGCUCCCCAGUCAACUCAACAGGACAGAAGGGUUUUGCAGGCAGUUUGAAACUUUCCCUCCCCAUCCCAUGAUUCUGAUGAUAAUCCCUCUCCCCCCAGUGCUGCUGUUAACCUUAGGGGAGAAGCUCAAGAGCAGCAGGAGGUCUAACAUCAUUGGGAUCACAAGCCUGCCCGCUGAGCAAGGAGAAAGCAGGCUGGGAGGGAAAGACUUUGAAGGACCUCUGAUAAGACUUAUUUGCUCCUCGAGAUCCUUGACAAACAGUUGUUUGAGGAUAGGAGGAUAGGAUAGUCUUCUCACUUCAGCUGCUCACACUCUCUCCUGUUAGUGCUGAAAGGGUUCCCUAAGCAGAACAAAGUAUCUCUGCACAUGCUAAUGAAAUCCUUUCACUACCAAGCCCCCAUCUUUUAAUGCAAAUAACAGGAGAGGUCUAUGCAGAGAGCGGGUUGGAAGAAAGAACUUGACACACUUCAGAUAUGAAGCAGAACCUUGUUGUCAUUGCAUUCUUAUAUUAAUAAGUCUGUGCCGAGUGCGCAUCUGAUGUACGGCAGAUGCAUGUCUGGUUGUGCAACCAGGGAGGCCACAUGCCCUGAUCAGCCGAAUUCUCCUCAUAGCACUGCUCUGUUCCCCCAGCCUGCCAUUUACACCCCAGCCUAAAGAUUUUAUCCCACAUUACUCAUGCUCAGAGCACACCAGCUGAAAUGAUUGCACCUGAUUAACUAGAUUUUUUUAAAAAAAAAUCUAGGAAAUUUCUACGGUUCUUUGCAAAUAUUCUACACUGCUGUAGUAGGAGGUGCUGACAACUCGGGUGCUGCUGAGACUGGCACAGAGGCAACAACAGCAGAGGUAAAGGAUUGCCCACAUGGGGUGCUUCCACAGGUGACUUCCCAGAAAAGGCAGCGUCCCCGCUGGCAAACGGGCUGCUUGGAGCUCCUUCUGGCCAGGAAUGCGGCUUCGGCUAUUUGUUGCGAUCUUAUCUCAUCCUAGUUGGCUACCUUCGCUUUCUUUUUUGCUUUUAGUAGCGUGAGGGUCAGGAGGAGAAGGUAUAAAAGGGAGACAGAGGGAGAGAGCAGGACGGAGAAAAGCGCGAGAAACCUCGAAGCAAAACCUCCAAGAAGACGACUGAGCUUGGCUGCAAAAAAUCGAUCCAGCAGCAGGUAAGGAGUUGAACUUUUCUCCUCGAUCUACAAUGAUUUCCGUUUCUUUUUGAGCUUCUUUGCGUUAAAGGAGACUCUGAGCUCCUUGCUUGGUGCUUUUACCUUUUUAUUGUUAUUAUAUUAUCCAUUACAUUAUAGCUAUUGUGAUAUCAUAUAUCAGAUCAGAUCAGAUCAUAUAUUAACAAUAAUAUAAUUAUUAACAAUGAUGUUCGAGAAGGCUGCCCUUCUUCCCCGCGGCAAAGGGAAUAAAUAACAUGCCAUCACCAGGAAGCAAGCAGAGCUCAUGCUACUAUAAAGGUGUCCCCCUCUCCCCCCCGCACCCGAGUUUAAUAAAAGGCGUCUAUCAGCAUUGCAAUGUGCAGUUCAUGACCCCACCCUCUUUGUCAGAGCGGGGAACGGGGUGCAGAACAGAGGAAUACAGCAACUUCUAUUCUCCAAACAAUGCCCUGAGUGCUGACGAGGCAGAGACCAUCUGGGCUGCCCCUUAGUGCAGAAGCAAAGCGUAAGAGUUUUAAGUAACUGCCCUGAAGCCAAUGCCACCGGUCUCCCUUUUGCGUGUUAAUUCAAUAUAUCCCUCUGCAGACCCCCCCGCCCCCAGUCCCUACAAGAAAGCAGCAGGAACAGUGCUGCGUCCCAGCACUUGCUGGUGUGUAAAAAUGGUAUCUGUGCACCACUUCUGAUUAGAAAAACUGCAUGGCAAGGGUUCGGGGCAGGGCAGGGCAGAAGAUGCUGGAGGUUCUCUUGGUUCUGGGUAGGUGCUGCCUGAUGAGCCUGGAUAGCUCAGUGGGUUAGACCAUGGUGCUGAUAACGCCAAGGUUGCAGGUUCGAUCCCUGUAUGGACCAGCUGCAUAUUCCUGCAUUGCAGGGGGUUGGAGUAGAUGACCCUCAGAGUCCCUUCCAACUCUACAGUUCUAUGAUUCUAUGACUUUCCCAAGUCGCCCUUUCGGGACUUUCCGUAUCCUUCCAUGACUGUGGUACCAAAGAUAAAACUUCCCUUCCCCAUGCACUUUAGUCCUGCUGCAAAAUCACCUCCCCAUAGCAAUUAAAACAAACAAACAAACAGACAGCCAGACAGGCUAACAAACAAAACCCCACUGAUAACACCCCACACUUAAUGUAUCGUGCAGUUAGGUCCUCAGAAUAUCCUUAAUUCUAAAAAGGAUUUUAUGCUCUCUUUUUUUCUUUAGCUGUAUUUCCUUUAUUUAUUCAAUAUAUUUAUAUAGCUUUCGGGUCAAGAUAAUGUUGCUGAUAAUGGGUUGUCUUCAACUAACAUUUACUCAGAGUAGACCUAUUAAAAUUAAUGGAUCUUAGGCAUGGUUAUUAAUUUCAUUGAGUCAUCGCUGGGUAAAGGUUAGUUGACAAGAACCCAGUGUGGAUAUUUUCCCCAGUACUGCCCUUUAAGAAUAUUUCUGGGCUCUUUCUGCAUCACUUAUUUCUACCCUUUGACUCCUUUUUUUAUCUCCCCCUUGGUGAUAUUUCUAAAAAUAUUCUUCAUUUUAUGGUCACUUUUGUGAAAGUGGCAUUACAAGACUUGGCCAGAAUAUACUAGGGAUACGCACAGUGCAUUGGCUUAUUUUUUUUAUUAAGUGUUUUAUCCAAAGUUUUAGAGGGGAAAAAAGAGGAAUCCUUAGCGUGUGUGUGUAAAUGCUUCCUUUAGUCAAAUCUCUAGAGCAGGCAUGGCCAAACUCGGCCCUCCAGCUGUUUUGGGACUACAACUCCCAUCAUCCCAGGCUAACAGGACUAGUGGUCAGGGAUGAUGGGAGUUGUAGUCCCAAAACAGCUGGAGGGCCAAGUUUGUCCAUGCCUGCUCUAGAGGAAUGAGCAAUUUGAGUUCAAAAAAGAUCCACAUCUCACAUAAACAUGUUUUAAGGGUUAUGUGUGAAUGCAUGCACAUCUAGAUUUCUGAGAGAUUGACAACAGGUACAAUUCUUCACUUUAUUGAGAUACUACCGACUGCUGCUCAAACAACCCACUGGUCUUAGAGAUAUGUCCUAUGUAAAUUGAUUCCCCCCCCCAUAAAACAUAGGUUGUAAAUAUGUCCAUAAAAGUGUGUUGAAGGCUAUCAUUUAACUAUUAUAGUUUUCUUCUCCUUCUCAGAUAAACUGAGCCACAAGGAAUCACUGCCAUGGAUCCUGCCGUAACAAUAGAAACCUUAAAAAAAGACCUUGCUGAAGUGAAGGCUGCUGUGGAGAAAAAACCAUUUGAAGCUGUUUCAGCUGAAGCUCAACAGCAGUCAAAUUUAUUAAAUAACAUCACAUUGGCAAUUGCCAUCACAGGAAGAUCUGGUGCCGGGAAAUCAUCUUUUGUCAAUGCCCUGCGAGGAAUGAAAGAUCGUGGAGAGGGUGCAGCUAAGACGGGGGUGACAGAAACAACAAUGGUGCCACAAGAAUAUUCACACCCCGCAUUCCCCAACUUCAAAAUUUGGGAUCUACCAGGAAUUGGAACAAAUAAUUUUAGUGCAAAGGAAUACCUAACAAAGGUCAAUUUCAACAAUUAUGAUUUUUUCAUCAUUGUCUCCUCAGGACGCUUCACUGAGGAUGACACCAACUUGGCUCUUGAGAUCCAGAAAAAUAAGAAGAAAUUCUACUAUGUGCGCAGCAAAGUGGAUAUCGAUAUAGAUAAUGACAGGCGGUCAAAAGGCAUCGAUGUGGGGGACACCGAUGAGAUGAUGCAGUCUGAAAAGGAAACUCUUGACGCUGUACGGAAAGAUAGCUAUGAGAAAUUGAAGGCGUUAGGUGAGUCUUCUCCAAGGGUCUUUCUAAUAUCGAGGUGGGAUUUGAGCAAGUAUGAUUUUCCCCUCCUUCAAGAGACCAUUGAACAGGAACAGGAUGAAAUCAAGAGAGAUGUUUUAAUUAUGUGUCUUCCGAUUUUAACAAAAGAUAGCAUUAGAAAGAAAAAGGCUGCUAUGGAGAGCCUGAUAUGGAAAAAAGCCAUAGCGAGCUGUUCUGUUGGGUUGAUUCCUCUCCCAUUCCUCUCGCUUGGUUGUGACAUUGGCAUUCUGGUUACAACUAUGAGCCAUAUCUGCAAAGUUUUUGGCUUAGAUGAAAAUUCCCUCAAUAUACUAGCAAAUCGUGUGGGGAAACCUGUAGAGGAGUUGAAAUCUGUUAUUGAACAUACCCCAAGCACCGGUAAGAUCACGACAGAAUUUGCCAUGGAUAUCUUGAAGAGGUCAGCAAUGUGGGGAGCAAUAACAGUGGUAGAGGCGGUUCUGGAUUUCAUACCUGUGUUGGGGUCUCUCUAUGGUGGGGGCAGUUCUUUUGCUACCACAUUCUACAUGCUGAAGAAUUUCCUGGAAAACGCUGUGAAAGAUGCAGAGAAAGUUCAGGCAAAGGCUGCUGAGCCCAAGAGACACAAGUAA
Molecule: messenger RNA, 23964 nt
Organism: Podarcis lilfordi (Lilford's wall lizard)
Lineage: Eukaryota; Metazoa; Chordata; Lepidosauria; Squamata; Lacertidae
Source: the annotation of a GenBank genome assembly